Eurytemora carolleeae is the source of this 400-nucleotide messenger RNA. RefSeq names its product 28S ribosomal protein S28, mitochondrial (gene mRpS28). Gene Ontology annotation, cellular component: mitochondrial small ribosomal subunit. The record is from RefSeq and is a predicted model, not a curated record. Lineage: Eukaryota; Metazoa; Arthropoda; Copepoda; Calanoida; Temoridae.
AGCUCCGGGGCAAGCAAUAGAUAUAUCCAGUCUUAAUAAUAUCAAGCCAAUCCAACCUAUCCGGUUAUGUUCCACUAAACCGGAGAAGGUGGAAACCUUCGCGUCCUUGUUCCGAUCCUGCAAGUUUACCCAGAUGGGGGACCCGGUGGGGAAGGUGGUUGUAGGGAAGAUUUAUCAUAUUGUCGAAGAAGAUCUGUAUAUUGAUUUAGGACUUAAAUUCCCCUGCGUCUGCCAGAAACCAAGGGAUAGCCGGGAGAGGUUUACUCGUGGUUCUGAGGUUCUGGUUCGGAUUAAUAGUUUAGAACUCUCUCAACGUUUCCUGGGAUAUGAUCAAGAUUUAACCCUGCUGGAAGCAGACGGUCAUCUAAUAGGACUUAAAAAAUAAAUUUAAUGUUUUAGA